This is a messenger RNA of Arabis nemorensis, 708 nucleotides long. The record is from the annotation of a GenBank genome assembly. NCBI's taxonomy places the organism in Eukaryota, Viridiplantae, Streptophyta, Magnoliopsida, Brassicales, Brassicaceae.
AUGAGUAUCAUUCGUAGCGCGAUCAGAUCGAGUUUGUGUCUCCGGCCAUUGGAUCCGGUGAUAAGUCGUAGCUCUAUUCCGGUUCUUCAGGAUUGGAAGAAAUGCCUGUCUACUGUUACGGAGCAGCCUCCUUCCUCUCCUUUACCACUGCCUCCGGGAAGUUCUCCGAUCGCAGGACUUAAUAAGCCUUCGGGAGAAGGUGGGUUUUAUGGGAAAUUUUCAGGCUUCUCAAAACAUACGUUGAAGAGUGAUAUUAUGAACAUACUUGAGGGAUGUAAUCUGACACCAAAUGAUCUCAAAUUCAGCUAUAUGCGUGGUGGAAACUUAAAUCCUUCUGCAGUUUAUGUGCAGUUCCCUACCCGUUCUUCAUAUGAUAGUGCACUGCGGGCAAUCUCGAGGAAGGGAAAGCUAUAUAAAUUAGAAAGGGCUGCUCGUUCCCAGUGGGAUCCCAUUGUUCCUUAUGACGGGAAAGUGGUUGCACUACAUGGGCUUCCGCCGAAUGCUAUUAUAGAUGACAUAGAUAGGUUCUUAUCCGGCUGUCUCUAUUAUCCUGGAUCCAUCCAGUUCAUGACGAUUCAAGGACUCGGAAGUUCUAAGAGGGUGGCUUUGGUGCAUUUCACAUCACAGACCCAGGCAAUGAACGCAUACAUUACAAAGAACCGGAACUUCCUUCUCAACCAACGAAUCACGUUGCAAGUUCUGCAGUAA